GGGAGGGACACGCAUUGCAACAAAGAAACACACAUUCACUGGUGGCAGUGGCAAUAAGGGACACCGUUCAGAUGUGUUACUGACCCUCCCUCUGCUUCAUUUACUCAGACAAAUCACAGUCAAGAAGAUCAAUGGUGCGAUUUCAGAUCUUUACACGGAACGUGUUUUCCUCGUAACUUUGAACCGCAGCGGGAAAGACGGACUCGACUGCCUUCCUGAACGCGUAGGUCGCAACCUUUGAUUCGCCGCGACGAGGAAGACGCCGUCAUUUAUUUAGCCACGACUUUGCGAUAUAUGUAUGUGCACGACUCUUUUGGCUUCUGAACAGCUCGUUCGUUUAGUUCCAGUGAAUUUUGAUGAUGUGCCUGUAGCGUUGGGUUACGGGGCAGGUAGAGACAAGCUUGAUUCGGAUUGUUAAAGUUUGAUCAUCUCGGUUUGAUGUCUACCGUGAUUUGCCGCAAUGUCAAGCGGAGCACGACAGAGAUUAGAAACCCGGGUGAGAAAGUUGGAGUCGAUGAUCAAGGACCAGCGGUCACCGCUGAAUCUGGAGAGUUUGCUGGAUUCAAUAACUGCUCUCGCUCUUGAUCUGAAUCAUCCUGCUCUGAGAAAGAACAAAAACAUAGAUGCCUUCUUAAACAGAUAUGAAAAGGCCGUUGGUGGCCUCAGGGAGUUACAGGUGAGGCUGGAUGAUUUUGACAGAGUCAAGCUGAUUGGUCGUGGAGCCUUUGGCGCUGUUCAGCUGGUACGACACAAGGGGUCUCAGCAGGUGUAUGCCAUGAAGCAGCUCAGCAAGUUUGAGAUGGUCAAACGCUCAGACUCCGCCUUCUUCUGGGAGGAGCGUGACAUAAUGGCUUUCUCCAGAAGUCCGUGGAUAGUGCAGCUGUGUUGUGCAUUUCAAGAUGAAAAGUACCUCUAUCUGGUGAUGGAGUUCAUGCCUGGUGGAGAUCUGGUGACUCUGACCAGUAACUAUGACAUCCCGGAGGAGUGGGCUCGCUUCUACACUGCAGAACUGGUGCUUGCACUGGACGCUAUUCAUUCUCUGGGCUUCAUCCACAGAGACAUCAAACCAGACAACAUGCUGCUAGAUCGCAACGGACACCUCAAACUGGCUGACUUUGGAACAUGCAUGAAGAUGGACUCGUCUGGUAUGGUCCGCUGUGACACUGCUGUUGGGACUCCUGAUUACAUUUCACCCGAAGUUCUGAUGUCACAAGGAGGGACUGGUUACUAUGGCCGUGAGUGUGACUGGUGGUCGGUGGGCGUUGUCAUCUACGAGCUGCUAGUUGGUGACACACCGUUUUAUGCCGAGUCCCUGGUGGGCACGUACGGAAAGAUCAUGGACCACAAAAACCGCUUAACCUUCCCAGAUGACAUUGAAAUGUCAAAGGAUGCCGAAGACCUCAUACGUGCUUUUUUGACUGACAGGGAGGUGAGGCUUGGUCGGACUCGAGUGGAUGAGAUAAAAUGUCAUCCCUUCUUCAAGAACGAUCAGUGGACCUUCGACACCAUACGAGACACCAUGGCUCCAGUGGUGCCAGAGCUGAGCAGUGAUAUCGACACCAGUAACUUCGAUGAUGAAAUAAAGGAUGAUCCGCUAAGCGUCGAGACCUUCCCUCCUCCACGUGCUUUUGCAGGAAAUCAGCUACCGUUUGUGGGCUUCACCUACUUCAGCGAGGACCAGUUGUUUAACCACAAACCAAAUGGUCCAGAGGAGGAUUCUGGGAUCUCUGUUGAUAGUUUGAUCGAGAAGGAGUAUGGUCUGAACCAGUCAGAGUCCAGUGAUCUACAGAGGAAGCUUAUUAAGUUGGAGGAAAAAAUCAAACAUGAUAUACAAGCAAAGGAGGAACUGGAAAUUAAAUGCAGAACAACAAAUCAGCGACUGGAGAAGUUGUCCAAAGAGCUUGAAGAAGAGGUGAAUGCGAGACAAAAGGCAGAAGAUUCUCUAAGGGCUUUGGAGAGAGAGAAAGCUUUGCUGAACCACCAGCGCACUGAGAGUUUAAGAAAAGCCGGACUUGAGACGGACAGAAAGCGUGUUCUUGAGAAUGAGGUGAGUAGCCUGAAAGAGCAGCUAGCCGAGCUAAAGAAGAAGAACCAGAACUCUCAACUCUCCACAGAGAAGAACAUUCACUUAGAGAGACAGUUGGAGGAGGUGAAUGCUAAGCUGAAGGCUGAGGAGGACGAAUCCGACAGGCGGAAGAAGGCCCAGAGCGAGGCUCUUAAACAGUCCCAGCAGCUGGAGGUCUCCCUCAGAGAGCUUCAGGAGCGUCUGGCCCAGCUGGAGAGCGGCAGGCUGAGUCUGGAACAGGAGAAACUCGCCCUGCAAACCUCACUGGAGGUGGAGAAGCGAGAGAGAAGUGUCGGCUCUGAAACCAUCAACGACUUACAGGGUCGUAUAUCUGGGCUUGAGGAGGCGUUAAAGCACAUAAAAAGUUCUCUUUCAAAGGCUGAAACGGAGAAAAGACAGUUACAGGAGGACUUUACUGCCCUGGAAAAGGAGAAGAGCAAGCAGGAGAUCGAUCUCACCUUCAAACUCAAAGCCGUUCAGCAAAGUCUGGAGCAGGAGGAGGUGGAGCAUAAAGCCGCCAAAGCCAGAUUGGCCGACAACAACAAAAUCAACCAAUCCAUCGAGGAGGCCAAGUCUGAGGCCCUUAAAGAUAUGGAGCGUAAGCUGCUAGAGGAACGAUCGGCAAAGCAACUAUUGGAAAGCAGACUCAUGCAGUUGGAGAAAGAGAACUCGGUGUUAGACUGUGAUUACAAACAAGCCAAACAUGAACUCCAGGAGCUCCGCUCAUUCAAAGAGAAACUCACUGAGGAGGUGGAGGUGUUGACUGUACGGGCGCAGCAGGAGACUCAGAAGAAGAAUUUGUGUCAGGCUGAUCUUAAGGUUCAGAGACAGGAGAUCAGCACCCUGCGUUCCUCUGAGAAACAGCUCAAACAGGAAGUCAACCAUCUGCUGGAGCUCAAACUCAGUCUGGAGAAACACAACCAGGAGCUGCGCAGGGAGAAAGAAGAAGCUGACGUACAACUGAAAGAGCUAAAGGAUCAGUUGGAAUCGGAGCAAUACUUUACAAAACUGUACAAGACUCAGAUUCGAGAGGUGAAAGAAGAGAGCGAUGAAAGGACUAAACUCUACAGAGAUGUUCAGCAGAGAUUAGAGGAGCUGCUGGAGGAGAGGGACUCAUUAGCAGCACAGAUGGAGGAGAGUCUGACAAAGGCAGACUCUGAAGCGCUGGCACGAUCCAUUGCUGAGGAGCAAUACUCAUAUCUGGAAAAAGAGAAGAUCAUGAAGGAGCUUGAGAUCAAAGACAUGAUCGCCAGACAUCGACAGGACCUCAGUGAGAAGGACAAUACCAUCAGCUCGCUGGAGGAGUCGAAUCGUACGCUCACAUUGGAUGUUGCCAACCUGGCCAGUGAGAAAGAGGAGCUUAACAAUCAGCUUAAACAUCUACAGCAAUUGCUGGAGAAGGCCAAGGUAGAAGAGAGAGAGAUGAAAUCUGUGAAGCUGUUUUUUGAGAAGCAGAUACAGGCUGAGAAAACCCUCAAGAUUCAGGCUAUAAACAAGCUGGCAGAGGUGAUGAAGAAGACCGGCGGCGACAAGCAAAGGCAAAAUCACGAUACCGACAUCCGCAGGAAGGAGAAAGAGAACAGACAGCUGCAGUCACAACUGCGCGCAGAGAAAGACAAACUCAACAAGUCCAUCUUCAAAUACCAAAGAGAACUCAAUGAUAUGCAGGCAGUGAUAGCGGAGGAGUCUCAGGUGCGGCUGGAGUUGCAGAUGGCUCUGGACAGUAAAGACAGUGACAUCGAACGCCUGCGCUGUCAGCUGACGUCUCUCAGCAUCCAUUCUCUAGACACCACCAGCAUCAGCAGCACCGGAAAUGACAUGGAUCCCGAUGACGGUUAUCCAGUGCGCAUCACACACUCACACACCUCGGAGUCAAUGUCUUUCACUUACCAGCGAAGCUCCAAGUCAGUGUGUAUUGAUACCCGGCCAUGCCGGAUCACCCCCAUGUUCCCCUCCGACUCUGAGGAAGAGGAGGAUGAGGAGGGCGAGUGGGGGUCAAGACCCGCCCUUACAUAUGAGAGACCCACUGAACAGAAGCCUGAAGGUACCACAGAUGCUAGUCUAGAUGGAUGGCUCUCAAUGCCCACCAAGAACACUAAAAGAUUUGGAUGGGAAAGAAAGUAUGUGGUUGUAAGCAGCAAAAAGAUCCUGUUUUAUGAUUCAGAGCAGAACAGAGAACAAUCCAGCCCCUUCAUGAUUCUGGACAUAGACAAACUGUUCCACGUCAGACCUGUCACCCAGACGGAUGUUUAUCGGGCUGAUCCCAGAGAAAUCCCACGGAUAUUUCAGAUACUGUACGCCAACGAAGGCGAGAGCAAAAAAGAGGAGGUUGCUAUCGAACCCUUAUCAGCGGCUGAUAGGUCUUCGUACAUCCCACACAAAGGUCACGAGUUCGUGCUCACCCUUUAUCACUUCCCAUCCAGCUGUGAAGCGUGUAUGAGACCUCUGUGGCACGUUUUCAAACCCCCACCUGCCUUGGAGUGCAGACGCUGCCGGGUCAAGUGCCACAAAGACCACAUAGACCAUAAGGAGGAAGUGAUCGCGCCCUGUAAAGUGAACUAUGACAUGUCCACAGCAAAGGAGCUACUGCUGCUGGCCAACUCAACAGAGGAGCAGAAGAAAUGGGUCAGCCGCUUGCUCAAGCGGGUCCCGCGUAAACCCGUCGCCCACAACGCGAGCAUAGCUAUAGCCUCUCCGUCCUCUGAGGGGUCUCCACCUAAGCUGUCCCCCCAGCUAUCUCCUCGCCUAUCCCCCAGACCUUCUCCUCACCUGUCCCCCCAUUGCUCUCCGAGGCUUUCCCACAGAGGAGCAGUCAAAGUGCAUUCCACCCGACAGCCGUCGUCGCCAAAGAGCAGCCCUGGCCCAAUGAUCCGUAUCAUUCUUCAUUGACCUGUUCACCUCUGACCUUUCACCUUCCCCCCUUGUGCAUAUGUGUGGACAGUAAGUACACCACAUCACUCCCCAUCGACCAGAUUUCCUGCUUGUCUGUGCGGCCUUAAAACAACCACUUUAAAUAUUUGCCUCUUUGUUGUUCUCAGUGGAGUAAUAAUAGGCGUCUGAACAAAAACCCGCAUGUCACUGUUAUGAAAACGCUUACUAAUAAUGCAAUGUCUCUUUAACCUCUAACCUUUAACACUAGAUGUUUCACCUGGCAUCAAAUGAGAUGUCAGACUUUUCCGUUGAGGAAGAAUACAGAUGGACAGAGCUGCUUUCAAAACCACCAGUCAUUUCAUAGUUUAUAGAAUUCCAUUUGUAUAAUACACGAUUUGUUAAAAAUAAAGCAAUACAGUUACGGUUAUCAGUAAAACAGCAACACUACCUUGCCUUCACUUUAACUUUUUUGGUUUUUAGAGUUUAAAAUAAAGCCACAACUUUGAAAGCCCUUGAUCUUUUUAUCUGAGCCCAAAUGACUCCUCUCUUGUUUCAGAUUGCUUGAGUUGGGUCUGAAGGACUGGGGUUGGUCUCUUGAUGUUGAAAUGGAUGAUGACGAUGUAUUAGACUUCUGAGGCAUUGAAAGCGUGUGGGGGUAACCACAGUGGUGCCUUAGCAUGGUUUUGUGUAUGUUCGUAUUUCGGCUUAAAAGAAUCGGUCCCCCAAAUAGGAAAAUUCUUUCAUAAUUUACUCACCCUCAUGCUAUGACUUCUCUUAGUGGACACUUAAUAAUGUUGAGUUUCAUUGGCUCUUGCAUGUGACAGCUAGUCACGAGACUCACAAGAUCAAAUGAGAUUAAACAUUAUCGUAGAAGAUAACAUUUCUAUAUAAUAUUAUUAGGGCUGUCAAACGAUUAAUCAUGAUUUAUCGUAUCCAGAAACAAAGUUUGUGUUUACAUAAUAUGUGUCUGUGUACUGUAUAUUAAUUUUGUAUCAAUAAACACAUACACAUACAUGUAUAUAUUUAAUUAAGAAAAAUAUAAAAAUGAAUAAACAUUAAUAUAUGAUUUCACUUAUUGGUAAAUAUAAAUAAAUCAAACUAUUUCCUAAGUAUAUAUCAAAGUCUAAAAGUCAAAGUCUGCUUUAUUGUCAAUUCUGCCACAUGUACAGUACAUACAUAUAGAGGAUUGAAAUUGCGUUAUUCUAGACCCAUGGUGCAUACAAAUAACACUACACCGAAUAAAAAAAAAAUAUAUAAAAAAAACAGAUAAAUACAGAUUAUUAUAUAUAUAUAUAUAUAUAUAUAUAUAUGUAAAAUACAACUAUUACAAGCAGGGAUAUUUAAAAAGAGAAAAGGAAUAUUUGGGUAAUGGCAGAUAGAGUGCAAAGCAGUGAAAUAUACAACAGUGCAGAUGUGAGGUAGUGCAAAGAGCUGAUUAGUCUGUUUAAAAUAUAUACCUGUAUGUGUAUGUGUAUGUUUUUGUGUUUAUAAAUACAAAAUGAAUAUGCAUUAAUCAUGAUUAAUUGUUUGACUGCGUUAAAAAUGUUUUAUUUGUAUUAAACAGAAGAAAGCAAGUCAUAUCUGGGAUGGUAUGAGGAAGAGUAAAUUAAGAGAGAAGUUUUAUAUUUGAGUGAACUAUUCCUUUAAAAGAAGUUUAUGUAUGCUGUUAAAAGUAUGCUUGUGUUUUGUUUCCACUUUAGAGGACUACAACUAGAAUGAGUUUAGUUGGUUGUUUUUUGAUGGACUAAUAUAAGUGAGUUUGUACACAUGUGCAUGUUUGGCUGUGUUUAAGACCACCGGCUUUGUUUGAAGGAAUGGAACGUGUAUUAUGGUGUGAUAUCAAAACAUAUUUGUUGGUGAUGUCUGCUUUUGCUUGUGGUUAAAUACAGAAUCAACCACAUGUAUAUUGUUUUCACCAAAUUGAAAUUUUCAUCACCUGCUUGUUGAACAGUGACCUCAACACCCAUUCUCUGUUUUACUUCAAUUCCAGUUAACCUUGGUGAAGUCCGGAUAGGUGAUAAUCCAUCUGGGAACAUUGACAGCACAGAAGAAAAUGACAUACUGGCAAAUGGCAGCGCAAGUGCCAAACUCCAAGUAUAAAUGACUGAGGGGCCUCAUGUUUAAUACUGCAAAAGCCAUAUAUCACCGUAAGGAUGUAGUUUUAAUUUUAAAUCACGAGAGUGUUUUAAUGCCUUCCUAGAAAAGCAUUUUGAAAUUUAGAGAUUAAUUUGGUCAGUUUACAAGUGUCAGGGAGUGUGUUUUUGUGCUUGUGUGUGUGUGUGUGUGUGUUUGAAAGGGAAUAUAUAGUUGCUCUGAAAUGUUAUGAUACUCUGAAUUUGUUUUAUCAAAUAUUAUAUAUAUUUUUAAAGAACUGGCAUAUGUAGUGGUACAAAUUAUAUUUGCCUCAAACAAUACUUUUGCUCAAAUGCUUGUUCAGCAGAGCCUUUAGAAAGUUUUUUUACAAGAACAAUCUGCUCUAAGGUUUAUGGAAAACAGAUUCAUACAGUUCAUAUUUGAGCAUUUUUGCUGUCACCAAAAUAAGAUUUCGAUUAGUUUGCAUAUAGCAAUCAUGGUUUGCAUGUUAUUAAGUAAUGCAAUAUACAGAUUAUUGCCACUGACAAACUGUUGAGACAUUGUGAAAUUGUAAAUAAAUAAAAAACGCUUGA
Triplophysa rosa is the source of this 7602-nucleotide messenger RNA. RefSeq names its product rho-associated protein kinase 2-like. Gene Ontology annotation, biological process: regulation of cell junction assembly; positive regulation of centrosome duplication; regulation of actin cytoskeleton organization. The coding region runs from base 461 to 4954 and encodes 1497 amino acids. Gene Ontology annotation, cellular component: centrosome; cytoplasm; cytoskeleton. Lineage: Eukaryota; Metazoa; Chordata; Actinopteri; Cypriniformes; Nemacheilidae. The record is from RefSeq and is a predicted model, not a curated record. The transcript has 33 exons. Gene Ontology annotation, molecular function: Rho-dependent protein serine/threonine kinase activity; small GTPase binding; ATP binding.